This is a messenger RNA of Nycticebus coucang (slow loris), 8012 nucleotides long. RefSeq names its product eukaryotic translation initiation factor 4E binding protein 2 (gene EIF4EBP2). Lineage: Eukaryota; Metazoa; Chordata; Mammalia; Primates; Lorisidae. Gene Ontology annotation, biological process: negative regulation of translational initiation. The record is from RefSeq and is a predicted model, not a curated record. The transcript is spliced from 3 exons. Gene Ontology annotation, cellular component: cytoplasm. Bases 318 to 680 code for a protein of 120 amino acids. Gene Ontology annotation, molecular function: eukaryotic initiation factor 4E binding.
CCCGCUUCCUCCAACUCCCUCUGGCUCCCGCCUUCGCCCGCUUCCGGUCUUCGUCGUCGCCGCUGCUGCCGCUGCUCCUGCUGCUGCUGCUGAGGCUGCUGGCGGAGGCCGGAGGAUCGGGCGGCGGCGGCGGCGGCGGCUGAGAGGGCGGCGGCGGGAGCGGAACAGAACAAGGGAGCGAGAGGAAGCGAGCGAGUAGCAAGCGGAGCGUACCCUUCCGCCCGCCUGAGGAGCCGGAGCAGCCCGGGCCCCGCCGCCGCCGCCACCGCCGCCGCCGCCUGCCUGCCGGACAAAGCCGAGAGUCGGCGCCCAGAGCCAUGUCCUCGUCCGCCGGCAGCGGCCACCAGCCCAGCCAGAGCCGCGCCAUCCCCACCCGCACCGUGCCAAUCAGCGACGCCGCGCAGCUACCUCAUGACUAUUGCACCACGCCCGGGGGGACGCUCUUCUCCACAACACCGGGAGGAACUCGAAUCAUUUAUGAUCGAAAGUUUCUAUUGGAUCGUCGCAAUUCUCCCAUGGCUCAGACCCCGCCCUGCCAUCUGCCCAAUAUUCCAGGAGUCACUAGUCCUGGCACCUUAAUUGAAGACUCCAAAGUAGAAGUAAACAAUAUGAACAACUUGAACAAUCAUGACAGGAAGCACGCAGUUGGGGAUGAUGCUCAGUUUGAGAUGGACAUCUGACUCCUGCAAAAAUUAGAAGAAAAGCAGCAACCUGAUACUUGCGUGUACCCGAUCUGGCCAAUAGGAUCAACAAAGCAAAGCAGCAGCAGCACCAGCAGUCCCUAUUGCAGUCUUCACCUCCCCUCCCUUGGGUGCCAAAUGAUGGGAAGAUGAGUGUCAUCUGACCAUUCUUCUCCAUGCUUCCUGUUCCCAUUCCUAAUUAGACAGAUUAGAUUGAAGGCCCUUGGUGUAUUUCUGUAGAGCUAAGCAGCCCAUGGAGGAAAGUGUUCAACUCUGGCUUCCUUGGUCAUUUUUUAUUAAGAACCAACCCCCUCAAAUUUAUCCCAGAUCAAGUAUCAAAUUACCAACCACCUCCUGGCUGGUAGGGAUACAGAGGUUUGGUAGGUUCGUCAUUGUUCGUUUUUUUACCCUCAGUCUCUUCUCCUUGUAUCCUACCUGUGGUUCAGAACUGCAAGAGCCUGGGUUUGGGGUCUUUAAAGUCAUCAGGGAGAAUGAUAGAAAGAACUUUACCUUUCACCUUGAGGUGUUGUCCUUAGGGACAGCAGUUUGUGCACCUCUCAUAACUUAACCUUGUGACACUGUUUGAAGGUCCAGUUCCCUUUGCUCUGGGAACUGAGAGGUCCCUUCUGACGUAGAGGGUUUAAAAGUAAAGGAGUAGAAGACAUUUCUCAUCUUCUUAUUUCUUUACUUUUAAACCCUUUACGUUAGAAGGGAGCCCUUGGUAAUUAGCUUUGCUCAAAUGUUGUUCCUCCUUGCUUACAUCUUGUUGCUGGCAGAGUCUUUUGUACCUUGAGAUAAUUAGGUGAUUUUGUCUGCUCCCAGAGCAGGUGCAUACCACAUAAUAGAGGCACUCUGGCCUCCACUUGGUGCAUUAGGCCUGAUCGUAGUGUUCUGCCAGACAUUGUAAGGAUGACCCCUGAAUAGUGUUGACCCAUUUGAGUACCCAUCCUCAGUAGUCAUUGUUUUUAAGUCUAAUACGCAUUGUGAGAUUUGUUCUUGGAUUACAGUUUCUCACGUUUUAAGCUUAAAGUUGAUUUGCAGAAUGUUCCUAAAAGUAACUCCACUUUUUUCCUUUGUGGAUCUGCUUUGUUUGGCUGCUGGGGUAGAUAAGCAUGGGCUUUAAAAUGUUUUCCUCCCAGUUCUCUUGCCUUUCCCAUUCUUCCUCCCUCUCUUCCUCUCUCUCCUUCCUUUACUUUCUUUUUCUCCGCCAGGCCAUUUUUCAGAUUUACUCAAAGAUACCUCAAGUAUUGGUAUCUGAUACUAUCACUCCUCUUAUCUGAGGAGUGACCUUUUAUUUUUAAGAUGACUACAGACCUAUUUUUAGAUAUGUUUUCAGUACAAUUUUGAACAGCAACUUUUUAAUUAAACAUCUUCCAGUGUUAGGAAGGUGAGAAAUGUCCACAGACAAGUCUGCUGUUCUGUGUCAUCAUCCUUUGUCUCCCUGAGUCCCUUAGGAGCUCUCUCCUUCCCUCUAGUUUUGGGUGUGCAUGUUGGAGUUUGGAGUGGGUGGUUUGUAAAGCUGGACCAUUCUGCCUUGCUGUGAGUGUUCACAAAAGCCUCAUUCUUUUCCCUUACUCCUUUGUUUUCACAUUCCUUCUCCUCCCCACUUCUCCUGGGACUAUUGACUGGCACAGUAAUCUCAGGAGAGUGACACCCCCCAUAGAAAGACUAGAGCAUCCAUUCCCUCAAGAAAGACAAAGUAGCUCCUAGUGUCCUGGGGAUUUCUGGUUGGGUUUGGUGCCCUGAACCCUCUUAUUAAGAAAUAACAUCCCAGAAUGAGAGUAACAGGCCAACUGGCUAAGAAAGCUGUUUGUGUUUCUUUUGAACUAUGGAAAGAUCCUGUUUGUGAAUACAUUUAGAAAGGAGAGGGAGGAUGUCUGUAGAACUUUGCUCUGUUUUUUUGCUACAAAAUGUGAAUAAUUCAAAGAGUAAAAGCCUUUUGUGAUGGUUGAUGUCUCAGGAAUAAGCUGGAUCUCCAAUGUUUUGGGGAUGCCCUUGAGUCUGAAAAAUUGAUAAUCAGAAAAGUAUUUUUUUGUUUGUUGGUUUAAUGUAACCCUAUUCUGAUAUUAAACUCCAAAUUUCGUCUCACAUACUCUUGGACAAACUUAAGUUGUUCUGUAAUUUGCAUAAAAACUUGCUCAGGACCUCAUUGUACCUUGGGGAGCUUGAUUCUUUGAGAAUGAAGCUUUUCAUUUUUCAUACACUGGCCUUGGCAUCCUAUGGACUAUGACUCCAACUAGCAGCUAGUCUAUCAGUGAGCAGAAGAGUAUUCUCUUCUUAAUUUUUAUUACUAUAUAUAGAAACUUGGCUUCCUUACUGAACGGUGGGGAAUAGAUUUAAAACAUGUGAGCCUGAGUAGUAUUAAGAUGUCAUUUUCUCCUUUCUUGCUGUCUUAGGGCAAGGAACCUCUGUGCUCCGCCCCCUAAUGAGAGGACAUGUUUUUAGUAUUUCUUGGGAGUGUCACCUAUAUAAUGCAGUUUAUUCUUCUCUGCGAGGACUUCCUUACUGCUUGGUGCAAUCUUUUCCUUUAGUCCACCACUGUCAGACUUUGACCUCCAUAAAUCGGCAUUUUAAGUUUUUUUUAUAGAGACAGGGUCUUAUGCUGGGGCUGGAGUGCAGUGGUGUGACCAUAGCUUAUUGAAAUUUUGCACUUGGGCUCAAGGAAUCCUCUUGCCUAAGCCUCCUUACUAGCUAUGAGUAUAGGUGUAUGUCAUGUCUAGCUAAUUUUUCCCCCUAUUUUUUGUAGGCAAGGUCUUGCUAGGUUGCCCAGGCUGGUCUCAAACUCCUGGGCUCAAAGCAAUCCUCCUGCCUCAGCCUCCCAAAGUGCUGAGAUUAUAGGCAUGAGUCACUGUACUUGGCAAAAUCAGAAUUUUAAGAAUAAUUUUACAUGGCAUGAGACAAAUAUUUAGCAAAUGAUAACCUUGUGUCAUACCUCACAGAAUUGUUUUUAGAUAAGCCAGGGUCCAGUGGGUGGUUUACUUCUGGAUGUUUAAAAGGAACCUCACAGAUGAAGCCCAAAAUAGAUAAUACAUCCUAGCUUCUUUUAAGGGGAAAGGGACACCUUAAGGUUACUCUUGAAGGAGAUGGUUCUUAAAAUCUUAGUGACCAUUUUCUGUUUAUAAGGAAACCAUGUUUCUAUAUUUAUGGGGGCAAUCGGUCUUAAUGGAAGUAACCUUCCAAAUCCUAGCAGGAGACCUGUAUUGCCACGGUUCUACCUAUGUAGGUGGUUUAUUGAAUUCACCAAACAGGGAUAGCAUUCUCAAAGAGCACAGACAUAAAGAAGCUGGCUUCUAGAUAUUGGGCUUCCAAGCUGAGAGUUGUGUCCUUCCACCUCUAUUAGUUAUCUAUUGCUGUGUAGCAAAUUACCCCUAAAUUUAGUAUCUUAAAAUAACUAACAUUAUCCAUUUCUGUGGGUUAAGUAUUUAGAAGUAAGCAGUUUAGCAUGUCAAGAUGUGGACAGGGGAUGCCAUCAUCUAUGUUUGAAGAAUCUGCUUCCAGGCUCUCCUUUAUGGAUGUUAGCAGGAUGCCUCAGAUUCUCCACAUGUGGGUUUCUCCAUACGGCAGCUUAAUGUCCUCAUACCAAUGCAGGCUGACUUCUUCCUGAUCCAUAUAUCCUAGAGAGGCAGGGAGGGCAAGGACAAAGCUGCAGUGCCUUUUAUGAACUCAUCUUCGAAAGCACACUAUUACUUAUUCUCUUCUUUAGGAGCAAGCUACUAAGCUCAGCCUACACUCGCAAGAGGAAUUAUACCCCCUACUGAAUGGAGCAGUAUUUAGGGACAUAGCUUAAAACCAGCAUAUACCAACAGAGGAUGAAACCAGGUUAACAGGGAGGUAGGUUGAACCUAGAUAAGCUGAGAGAUAUAAGCACUUCUCUAACGUGUGCAUCACAAAACUGGGAUAGAAGGAAAUCCCCCUUUCCCCUGCUAGUUUUGAGAGGGGUGGCAAUUCCCAGCAAAAGUAUAUCCAUAUAUCUGCCUGACUACCAGCAGCUCAGGGAUGCUUAUUUGCAAGUCCUAGACUUGGUGUCUCUAAGACUCAUUUGCCACUUUUAUUUUCCUUUACCCAGGAAUUGACAGAGGAAUUGGACUUUCCAGCUGAGCCACUAAAGGUAUCUUAUUUGGGGUCUGAACUGUCAAGCUAAUGGAGCUAAGGUGAAUUAGAUGUUAGGCCAUUGAGCUGAAGAAAAAAAGGCAGCCCAGAUUUGGGAUGAAAUAGAUGGUGUCAGAAAACUAGGUACCAGUCCAGGCCCAGUGGCUCAAGCCUGUAGUCCUAGCACUUGGGAGGCUGAGGCCCUGCCUAGCCUGUGGAUUGCCUAGCUCACAGGUAUGAGACCAGCCUGAGCCAGAGCAAGACCUUGUCUCUAAAAAUAGCCAGGCAUUGUGGCGGGCACCUAUAGUCCCAGCUACUUGGGAAGGUAAGCCAAGAGAAAUUGCGCUUGAGCCCAAGAGUUUGAGGUUGCUGUGAGCUAUGAUGUCAUAGCACUCUACCAAGGGCGACAAAAUGAGACUGUCUCAAAAAAAGAAAGAAAGAAAACUAGUUACUCAGUAGUCUCUCUAACUACACCGGCUUUACCAGGGUCAGAUCUGUCACCCAAGAAGCAACUUCUCAACAAAAUAGGGAACAUUUGAAAAUUAUAAGUGUCUGGGCUUGAUUGCUCCUUUAAAUCCAGUGUGCAGGUUCACUCUGCAUGCCCAUCUUGUUCUGGCCUUCUGGAUGGAAGUGUGUUCUUCAAGAGGACUGGUCUUGUCUUCAACCUUAAGAAAAACAUAGAUGAGGCUUGUCAAUUUAGCACGUUCUUAGUGAACAUCUGAUAUGUUUCUGGCACCCAUUCUUAACCAAAUCUUUAAGGGUUUUAGACGCUUUCUUUUUUUUUGGUUUUAGACACCUUAAAGAUGCACAUUUCUUGUUUAGAGUUUAGAUUUACACUCUGCCUCUUUCUGGCAUUAUCUGUAGCCCUGCUUGCUUUAGAGUAGUAAUUUUUCAACCGGUGUGCUGCGAAAAUUUUUAAAGAUCAUUAAUUAUUUUCAAAAGAAAUUCAAAGCCCAGUAAGUCCUAUAUUCUUUCUUUUACUUUUUUUUUUUGUUUUGUUUUGAUCAACAUAAGUGUGCUGCAGAAGUUUAACUAUAGGUUCAAGUAUGCUGUGAGAUUAAAAAAAAAAGGUUGAAAAACACAGCUUUAGAGUAUACUUGAAUAGGAAGCAUUGCUGCUGAGGAAGCUGCAAGAAAAAGGUACUUCUUCCAGAAGUAAGGAACUCAAUUUUGGAGCACCUUCGAACUGAUUUUGUUUUUCCUUAUUUUGAGGCAGAUUCAAAAUUAAUAGUCUUUCGGGUUUUUUGCUAUUUGGAUUUCUAGCUCUUUGGGACUCUCAGACCUAGUCCUAGUUAAAAGUCCUUCAUUUCCAUUUCUGUUCACCCUGCUACAUAUGUGGCUUUCACACCCUGCAGCCCUCAUUUGGCCAUUUUUUCAGAGGGCCCACUUUGAAUCAAGGCAAUGAUGAAGGGACUCAGUAUGUUAGCAGCAGUAUCCCAGAGAUUGAAUCCAUUUGUGUUCUCCCCAUCUUGGAUACCAGCUGCUUGAAGCCAGGGCCCUUCACUCUUUCCCUUUAGAGAGGAAGCCCCACUGUCUUUCUGGUUCAGAGCAGUCCCUUCUUGGCGUGUUUGCUGAACUAUCUGCGCAUGUGCAGCUAUUUACUAAUCUGCGAGACCCAAUCACUUACCUCCCUGUAACAUCUGGAAAGGCUUAUUUGUUUUAAAGAAACAUUAUAUAUUUGGGAGGGCAGUUUCUUCUGGACUUUGAGGGGCCUUAGUUAACCCCGCAGUUCUUUACCUCUCAGCUUUUAAUAAAAAAAGAAAUCUGAUCUUGAUACAGUCACGUCAUAAUUCCUUAGGAUGCUUAUACCCAGGGACAUUUCCUGUUCCUAAUAAUGGCUUUCCAGCUCAAUAAUAGAGUUUUUUGAGGCUAGCUCACAGAAAUAUCUAACUGAAGAUUGAUACUUGUUUGUUUUUUUUUGUAGAGACAGAGUCUCACUUUAUGGCCCUCGGUAGAGUGCCGUGGCCUCACACAGCUCACAGCAAUCUCCAACUCCUGGGCUUAGGCGAUUCUCCUGCCUCAGCCUCCCGAGCAGCUGUGACUACAGGCGCCCGCCACAACGCCCGGCCAUUUUUUGGUUGCAGUUUGGCCGGGGCCGGGUUUGAACCCGCCACCCUCGGUAUAUGGGCUGGCGCCUUACCGACUGAGCCACAGGCACCGCCCUACUUGUUUUUUCAAUUAGUCAUUCAGAUCACCUUUCCCACCCCCUAGAAUUUCAAUUUCUUUCUCUAGGCUGGUCCUGGAAGUUAAUACUUUUGGCAAAGCUUAGGUUUAGAAGGCUUUUGAGUCCCCGUACAGACAGUCUGUGGUUCUCUUUGCUUAUUGACCUCUGCCUGCAGCCCUGGCAGACCAUACUGUAUGUCAUGGAUGCCCAGUGGAAAUAGUAGUGAGGUGAAAUGCGUUUCCCAAGGUAUUUAAACUGUCGUUCUGCCACCUAAGGGUGAGAGGCUGGCAGAGAGAUGCUGUAAUGCUUGAUAAUCAUUUGGCCACCCUGAAGUUUCCAAAAGGAGUGAGCUCUUGCCGGUGCUUUAAACCAAAACUCCUGGACACUUAGAGAAUUCCAUGAAUCUAGUACAGAAUAACCAUUCUUGCCAAAUGUACCCACUUUCUCUCCAUUAAAAAAAAAAAAAAAAUCAAGCCCGGCCAAGGGUAAUUUUUAUUGGAAACCAGGGGAGUUGGGGAGGGAGGGAACUAAGGGGCAAGUUGUUGGGUAAGCCAUUCUGCUCCUACCUGGUGUUUGUAUCCAAAUCAGAGUACCUUGCGCCAGUGCCUUUCCUUCACCUGCAGAGGGAGCCCAUCCCUUUCCACCUUGGUGAGGAGACCACCCUCUGCCACCCCAGGGGUAAACCUUAAAGGGGUCUUGUAAAGCCCAAAGGACACUCACAUGCUAAAGUGUCCAUUUUAACUAUCUUAAAAUGAUUUUAUUUAAAUAGCCCUUCCCUGUCUUAGUGCCACCAAUGGCCCAGUUUCAUCCAUUCUGAAUGGAAAAGAGGAGACUGCCAGCACUUCCUCAGUCUUCUUCCCUGUCUCCCUAAUGUGUGGUCCCUUCACCCUCCCGUCCAUUUCACUGUCGUGGAUGGAUAGCAGAGGGCACCGUGCAGUCCUUGAGGCAGUCCUGUGUGAUUCCCAUGAUCGAUGUAUUUUUUUUAACUGUCCUUCCAAACCAGCAGUGUUUGGAAAUGAGGGAAAAAUUUAAAUUCUCAUCAAUGGUUGCUGUUAAAUCAAUAAAGAUCAUGAGUAUCAA